Messenger RNA from Paramuricea clavata, 4858 nucleotides. NCBI's taxonomy places the organism in Eukaryota, Metazoa, Cnidaria, Anthozoa, Malacalcyonacea, Plexauridae. The record is from the annotation of a GenBank genome assembly.
UCCAGUAGCGUCCAGUUUCUUCGUAUCCAAGAUGGCGGACAAUUCUUGCAAAUUUUCACAUUCCCUUCUUAAUAAUGGAAUAUCGUUCUAUUUCAAGCAUCGUUUCUGGCCAAUAUUAAGAGACAGAGUAAUAGUGUAAUUAUUCUUUCACCAUGCCUAUUCUUGUCAAGGAUUUUACUUGGGAAGAGACAGAAUCGGCUGUGUUUAUUGACGUACCCUUGAAAGGCGUCGCGUCAAAUAAAGUUGACAUAUUCUCGUCGGGUCAAUAUUUGAAAGUAUGUAAAGCAUUUUCGUUGCAAUAUUUUAAACAGUUUUACUUCACUUAAUGGCUUAUAUUGAUAGCCAGUUAUUACUUUUCUAAAAAGUGGUAAACAUUUUAAAAUAUUGAUUGUAUACUAAGUAAUUAGUAUGUUAUAGUACUUCAAAGGAAUAAUUGUUCGAAUUUCGUCGAUAUUUGUACAGUCCUGUGAUUCCUGCUAGCCUACAUAUAAGCCUAUAUUAACUUUCUGUGUGGGCUAACAAGAAUCCACCAUAAGGAAAUUUCUGAGAUUUAAAAAAUAGUAAAUAUAGCUAAUUCAAUAGGAAAGUAUUUAGCCUUGACUAUAGAGCCUCAUUCUUGUGACAUAUCAGUUUGCCAAAGUUACAUUUACUCACAACGAUGAAUCGGCCGAUUGCAGGUUUAAGUUUUGCCGAAUGUUAAUGACAAAUGUUGUCAGUUGACGAUGUUGUCAGAUGACGUUGACAGCGUAUUUUUCAAAUAUUGCCCAUCUACAUGAUAUGACUAGUCAUAUACAAUUCUUAUGCUGGAAUAUGUACUAAAAUAAAGGUGUGUACAGGAAUUGUGGUGUCAGCAGUCGUUUUCAUAUGCAAGAAUGACAAUCGUAUACAACUAGUUGUAUCUUGUAAAUAGGCCUUCGGUGAAUUUAUCUCAAUUACCCAGGGAGUUUGUAUUUCUGAUACAACACAGAUGCAAGUAUUGUAGAUGACUUGUGUAACGUCUUGAUAAGAACAUUUGUAUUCUUCAACAAUUUAAAGUAAAUUAAUGAUAUUUGGUGAGAAAAUUGAACGUAAAGUUUUAAUUAAUGUUCAUCCGCAUGAUUUUGUUUCAGAUAUAUUUCAAAGUCACCUCGUGCAGGAAAUCUCGUAAACCUGUUUAGGUCAGGAUGAAAUUUUUUCAGUCAAAAUUUGGUUGAAAUUUUCUAAGCUAUUAGCCAAAAUUUUUUAAAGUCAAAUUUUUUGAGUUGAAAUUUUCAUAGCCUGCUUGCAGCCCGAAAUUUCGUUUUAUUUUCUGCUAUAAAUUUUUGGGUGGGGUCUACUGAGCAGGCUAAAAUUUUCAAAGUCAAAGUUUGAGUUAAAAUUUUGAAAAAAUUCCAGGUUAGUUAUCCGCCAUACAUGUUCGAAAUCUACCUCAAGGAGAAUAUAAAUGAAAGUGCCAGCAAAGCAACCAUUGCCGGUGGCCUUGUCAAAUUCAAGUUUGAAAAAUCGGAGCACGAAUUAUGGAACAGCUUGCAAGCAGCCGAGGUGGAGGAUAAGAAAUUCAUGGCAGCUGCUCGUCAGAAAGCUGUCGAAGACUCGCACAAAAAGGCAGAACUGUUGGCCGAACAGAAGGCGAAAGAAAAACGAGAGCAGGAAAGAUUUGCAUUGAGAGAACAAAUGAAAGUAAGUUCAUUAGAGGGUAAUUCACUAACAGAAUAGAGACCUUACUGAAGGUUGACUUCUUGGUUUUGCCUAUGAUUUUUGCCUUAGUUGCAACGCUCACUCAGUCACCAUCUUCCUAGCCAGUGCAGUUAUGAGAGGCAUUCACGCCCCUGAGAAUAUUGAAAAUUGCAGACGUGCAAAUGGAUGAAUGCCCCUUAUAACAGCACUGGCUAGCAACAUGACAACAGCAUUUUGAAGACAGAUCAUUGCAAAUUAUGGCACUGCAGCAGUAAUGCUUUGUUGGCUGAGUCAACCAUCUGUUUGUCUCUAUUCUGUGGUAAAGCCAAAGGUCCCCCCGACCUUUAGAAAUGUAGAGUACAAAUGUAGUUGCUGCCGCGGCAGCUUGUUCAUAAAUAUGGAAAUAUUUUUCAAAAAAAUUCUUUCCAGAUCAACAGAAGUCUUAUGCCUGUAUUCUAAAAGCCCACCCACACUGAAAGAGUGGAGGUUCAAUCUUAGCUUCCCUUGAGUUACAGUGCUGUUUUUGAAUAGCUGGAGGGUGAGUUGUCACAUAGUAAGGUACAACACUAACCCUCCAGCUAUUCAAAAACAGCACUGACACUCAACUACUCAAGGGAAGCUCAGAUUGAACGAACAAAGAGUGGAGCUCUUUGAGUGUGAGUGAGCUUUUAGAAUACAGGCAUUGUUUUCUAAAGUUCAGUUUGAAUAACACACAAAUUAACCAAAACAGCAGCCUAAAUUUUAACCCAGGGUUGGGUUAGUGCUGAUCCUGCUCUGAAUAAAUCCGCCCUUGUUAUCUCUGAUUUUAGAAAGAUGAGGAGGAAAAGCGAAAAAUUGAAGAAGCGAAAGAAAAUAUAAGAAAAAAUGCGGCUGAGAGUUUGGAAAGAUGGAAAGAAACAGAAUCGGAGAGAUACAAAACAGAGAAUGGUUUAGCCAAUCACGAGGAGAAUCAUUCAACCAAUCACAGUGGAGCUAUAUUUAGCCAUGACGAUGACGUUCAUGCUGACGACGAAGAUGACGAGCAUCUAAAUUUGCCCAAGGGGGUAAAAUUACAUGAUGGUAAAAAGUUGUCUGUCAAAGAUGAUAGCCCUAAAAAGUUCUCGAAAAAAGGUUAGUUAGUGGACCUAUUACCUAAUGAACAAAAUUUUUAUCUAGCAAGUCUAGACAAAAAUUUCACCACUGUUUGAAAGAGCAUCACAAAAUUAGUAAUAUUCCGAAGUUUCGUUGCGAAAUGUUGUAAAAUGCGGAUAAUAUAGCCCUGCGAAGUUUCCCGUUUUUCAGUCAUUUUGUAUUAAUACACACGGGAAAUUGAUACCGCUUUCUGAAAAAAGGUAUCAAUUUCCCGUGCGUGAUAGAGAAUGACUGAAAAACGGCAAACUUCGCAGGGCUAUAUUAUCCGCAUUUCACAACAUUUCGCAACGAAACUUCGGAACAUUACUAAUUUUGUGAUGCUCUUUCAAGCUGUGAUGAAAUUUGUGUCUAGACUUGUUUAGAUCAGAAUUUUGUUCAUUAGGUAUAAUAGGUCCAUUGAAAUCCCAUUGUCAAACUUUAGAAAAAUCGGACAAGUUUUUCCAACAACCAAUCAUCGCCCAUAUCAGGCCUAAGUUAGAUCUAAUAAAUGUAUAAAAUUCACUCGAAAUUUCCAUAGAUCUAUAAAACUCUUCUACAGUGUGUUUUGAACGGUAGUCAGUCUACGAUUGUCUCUCAGAAUUUUUUCCGAAUAUUAAAAUGUUAUUUUAGUUAAGAAGAAAAAGGACGUUCCCCCUCCCAGAUCAACUGGGACAAUCCAAGUCACGUUCUCACAUCGACCUUUCAAGACGCCGUCACGUGAGUCCAAAGCACCAGAAGAGGAAGAGGUAUGUAGUAUAUACACACACGUAAAAAUGCACAAGUUGUUACAGGUCUGCAAACAAGUUUUUACAAGUCUGUUCACGAGCUGUCGACAAGUUGUGUUCGCACUGCUUGUUCCCAGUUGUUGUAACAAGUUUGAAACAAGCAAGCUGUUAACAACUUGUAACAAGCUUGGUGCAGUUGGUGACAUCAGACUUGUUACAAGGUUGUUCUAACAAGUCUGAUACUGAGUCAUUAUGUAACAAGAAUGUUACAAGGUUGACGACACGAAGUUGUAACAAUAUUGUUAUAACAUGACUGUAUCGGACUUGUUGGAACAACCUUGCAACGUUGUUGCAACUUGUUAACAGCUUGUUCCAAACUUGUUGACAACUUGGGACAAGCAGUGCGAAACUUGUUGACGGCUUGUUGGCAGCCUUGCUACAAGAUGUGAGACUUUUCCGUGUGUAUAUCACUGUAUCUGUAGUGUUUUCGUCAAAGUGUUUUGUCAUAUGCUUGAAGAUUACCUACAAACAUCGUUCUAAUACCGUCCCCCCUCGGCAAUCCGGCAUCCCUGUUGAUAAAAAGGUCGCUUGCAUAAGCUCACUAUCAUUGUGGUGUUUAUUUUACAGUGGCUAGCAAAAAUAGCAGCUGCAGGACGAACAACCAAAACUGACAAUAGCGAUGCCGUCGAUAUGGAAGAAAUGAAUCCUCUUUGGCUAAAAGAUAAAGGAAGGUAAAUUAAUUAGCGCGUUUUUAUAUUCUAGACGGUUAGCGCAAAUAAUCAAGUUAGAUGUUUACAUAUAAGUUUGAGUUAGUUUGCCGAUGAGGAAUGUUAGUUUCUGAGCAUUUCCACUCCCAAGAAAAAUUUCCGCGGAGAAAAAAUUUUCCGAAAAUAUCAUUGUUAAAAGUUGAAAAUUUUGAACUUCAAAAUUUUUUCCGACGGGAAAAUCAAUUUUGACCAAUCACAUUUUACAAAUUUUUCUUUCUGCGGAAAAUUUUCCAGGGUAGAAAUGGGCCUUUAUGGUUUCAAAUUUCACCAUGUAGUUUUUGAAUUGUUUUUCAGUUCGUUCUACAAAAGUGGAAACUUUGUUGCAGCUAUCAAUGCAUUCACAGCUGCUAUCGUUUUGGAUGGAAAUAUACCAUCGUAUCCUUUUAUUUCAAAUUUUAGAAAUUUUUGUAUUAAUAUUAUUAUUAUUACGAGUCCAUAAGGGACCCUCAAAAAUUCGAAUGUUAAACACCGGUUGAAAUAUAUGGCGAAGUUUACCGGUAUCUUGUAUAACAACAAAUGUGAACGAAUUCAACCAAUAACAUGUGAAAAAUUUGUUUGUUAUAUAUUAUAAAAAUGCUGCUAAAAAUUAUGGGACCCAAA